This is a messenger RNA of Microbotryum saponariae, 1615 nucleotides long. NCBI's taxonomy places the organism in Eukaryota, Fungi, Basidiomycota, Microbotryomycetes, Microbotryales, Microbotryaceae. The record is from the annotation of a GenBank genome assembly.
AUGGUCAGCGCGACAUUUGUUCUUGUGCCUCACUCGUGCUCACCUGUGGUUGCCAGAGAACUGACGUGAGGCGAGUGCGUCAUCAGAGCUCGAGCAAGGCCGCCCGGGAGACUCGUGUUCGCGAGUUCAUCGACAUCACAGGUGCAUCGUGAGUUUGGCUCCGCUCGAGCUAACUGCCUGCCUCGCUUCACCCAACUUGCUUUCGAUCGCUCUCGCUGCGGGAGGCUGCCGACUGGCUGCCGAACGCACACGACCAGCCCCGCAGCUUACAGCUCUCUCUAUCAUCGACAAUGCCGCCCGGACCAAACCCUCUGUGCGAUUGUGUCGGCCAUUUUAACCCGCACUUGACUCAUUGGAUCGAAUGGUUGAUCUCUACAGGCCUCAGGAAGCGGCCCGAUUCCUCAAGACGACCUCGUACCGGCUGGAUGCCGCGCUGGAAGCCUUCUUCAACGACCCAACAGCGAUGCGCGCCGCCGAGCAACAACGACUGAGUGGAGGCGAAGGUGGGACAUCGAUACGCAACCUAGACAAGCUAUGGGACAAGUACCGAGGUGUGUGCUCGUAUGCGGCGCUUCGAGACGACGUCGCCUGGUGAAGGCACGCGCGUGCUUACGUGUCUCCUGGUACCUCAACUGUCGCGGUGGAUGCAGAUGUCGAAAAGCCCGACGAGAUCCACUUCGAAGGGACGAUCCGCUACUGCGAAGAUCUGGGCAUUGCACCUGAGGAUAUCGUCAUGCUCGCGGUUGCCUGGCUCACCAAAGCGCCUACGAUGGGUCACUUUUCCAAAAAGGGUUGGACCGAUGGCUGGAGAGAGGCAAGGUGCGCAGCGACCCGCUCGCUUGCGAACGGGGCGUGAGACGUGUGGAAGAAGACUGAUGUGGGCCCAAUUCCUUACCCAUGCAGACGAGAUACAAUUGAGCUCCAACGCUCCUACAUUGAUCGACUCCGAGCGGACCUGCACAAAGGGGACACAUUUCGCAAGGUCUAUGCCUUCACCUUUGACUAUGCGAAAGCGGAGGGUCAAAAGAGCAUGCGUCCGUCGAUCUUAAGCGCCACGCGUAUCCUGCGUGCAUUCUUCAGAUGUCCAACUGAUGCGAAUACAUCGAAUACAUCAAUCGUGCAGAAUACGAGAUUGCGCAAGAAUUGUGGAAGCUGCUCAUUCCGUCUGAUCCUGCUGCAGAUUUUCCCACAUCGCACCUCGAUUUGUGGUUGGAGUUUCUGCGAACGCGCGGGGAAAGACCGGUCUCGAAAGACACGUGGAAUUUGGUACGUCUGACAUAGAGUGGUUGCGCAACCGCCUCAACACAGGUCCUGGAUGCCUCCUCGUUCCAUGUGGGGGGAAAAGCCUGCCGAGACGCUCACACUGGCCCGGCAAUGUUGACCACGAUGUUCGGUGACAAUCCCAGUUUCUCGACUUUACGCGCACAAUCGAUCCACUAUUCCAGGAGCACGACGAAGAAGGUGAGCGAAAUACGCGAUACGCUGCUGCGUCACUGCAGCACUGACCGACUAGCCCGUCUGGCGCCUCCCCUCUCCAGCUGCGUGGCCGUCGGUCAUAGACGAUUUCGUCGAUUUUGCGCGGCAUAGCCUCGCCUGUAAGGAUCGGCCAGCCUGA